This is a messenger RNA of Prorocentrum cordatum, 1046 nucleotides long. The record is from the annotation of a GenBank genome assembly. Lineage: Eukaryota; Dinophyceae; Prorocentrales; Prorocentraceae.
GUACGGGGAGGUCUGGGUCAAGGGGACGCCUUCCGGCAAGGCAAACUACGAGAAGGCCAAGGCCGACAAGGAGAGGUAUGCCCGCGGGCAGGUGGAAGCCGCGGCCCAGGCGGCCCUCCUCGUCGACUGCGACGGCACCCUGGCGGAGACCGAGCGCGACGGCCACCGUGUCGCCUUCAACCGGGCCUUCGAGGAGAAGGGCUACGGCUGCACGUGGGACGUGGACCUCUACGGGGAGCUGCUCACCACCGGCGGCGGGAAGGAGCGCAUGGCGCGGUACUUCGCCGACUACAACCCGGAGGCCUGGCCGCACCCGGACCCUCCGGCCAAGGACCACCCAGAGAUCGCCCGGCUGCACGAGCUCAAGACCGAGCUCUUCAUGGACAUCGUCCGCUCGGGCCAGCUGCCGCUGCGCGAGGGCGUGCGGGAGCUCUUGACGGCGGCCCGCGACGCUGGCUGGCCCAUCGCGGUGUGCUCCACCAGCAGCGAGAGCUCGGUGAGGGCCGUCGUGGAGACGCUGCUGCCCGACCUCGCCGCCUCCAUUCGGAUCUUCGCUGGCGACUGCGUGGCGAACAAGAAGCCCGACCCAGAGAUCUACCUUUUGGCCUCGCAGGAGCUGGGCCUGGCGCCCAUGAAGUGCGUGGUGCUGGAGGACACCAACAUCGGUGUGCAGGCGGGGAGGGAUGCUGGCAUGAACGUGAUCGCCACCAAGAGCUUCUACUCCAAGGACGAAGACUUUUCCGGCGCAGACAUCGUCGUCGACAGUGCAGCGGAGGUCGACUUCGGGCGGAGGGUGAGCUCGCUGCUGCCGCAGGCCAUGUUCGCCUGAGCCGCGCCCCUCGCAGCUUCCCGGGCCCUCGGGGCGUGCCCGAGGCCAGCGGGAACCCGGCGGGAGGGGCACCGAGCAGAAGAUGAGGAGGAGGGCGACUGACGGAAGCGGGCGCCCUGCCUCGGUUCGCGCGGCCGACGACGCCCAGCGCCUCGCGCCGCCCCUCGAUGCGAAAAAGAAGGGGCCAGAACGGAGGUGCCCCAAGGAGGGAAGGAGG